Molecule: messenger RNA, 2608 nt
Organism: Daphnia carinata
Lineage: Eukaryota; Metazoa; Arthropoda; Branchiopoda; Diplostraca; Daphniidae
Gene: eya
Product: eyes absent homolog 2-like
Exons: 16
Coding region: 406-2574 (722 amino acids)
Biological process (GO): positive regulation of DNA repair; multicellular organism development; cell differentiation
Cellular component (GO): nucleus
Molecular function (GO): protein tyrosine phosphatase activity
Source: RefSeq, a predicted model, not a curated record
CGGGUUUUCAUUAGGGCCUCGUGGUUCUGGCUGCCCACUUGCGUCCCCCAGCGGGCUCUCCAAACUUAUUGCCAAGUGACAAAUCAGUUGCCUUCUGCGACGGUCCAGAUCACAAGCGGUGCUCCAACGAUCCGAUACGAGGAAGACAUUUUCACGCAGCGAAAAUCAACACUUUGAUAUUUCAGUGUACUCUUUGAUUCAACGACGGAAUUUAAAACGACUAUCGAACCGGUUUCUUUUUUGUUGUUGUGAGUGAUUGCGUGUGUUACGUCUCACCUGUGACUUAAGGUUCACAGCUCGCACACAUCGCAGUUUAGUUAAUAUCCGCUGUUUGGGCGAGUGAGCAUCACAAAGUGGGUGUUAAGCAACCAUUGAAUUCGUAGACUGAUAAAAACAUAAUCAGCCAUGAUGACUUUGAUGCCGUAUCUGGAAUCGGGAUCCACGAUUCCAUCUUCGACAGCCAAUCGUCUGGAUUUGGAUGAUGAUCAAAUGGUCGAGUCUCAUCGACAGGUAAAGCGACCCAGAACCGACAACGACACGGACGCUUUAUCAGCUGCAAGACUGGGCGAGAGUGGUCACGUGUCCAGUCCUGCCAGCCAAUCGGAAUCGACAUGUGGGUCUCCUGGUGAACAAGGCGGGGGAAGCGGAGGUGGGGGACACAACGGGCAUCCGCCAGAAGGCCAGCCGGCGAUCCAGCAACAGCAAGGAGGUCCCGUAGGAUCGGGUCCAGGCAGUGGAUCUUUGGUAUCCAGGACGAUGACCUCUUCAACACCGACCUACUCUUCAUCCCCGGCGUCGUGGACCCUAGCCCCAUCUUCAGAUAAUUCAUUAGUUAAAUCCGAACUUCUGGGAGCCACAUCUGAGGGCAAUCUAGGGCCGACGGAUUCGCCGUUCGUCAGCGACGCUCUGGCCGCAGUUACCGGCGACUACCAAUCGGCCUACGCUGCCUCCUAUUACAGCAGUGCGAUGCAGGCCUACAGCAGUCAGUCGACGUCGGCUUACAUGCCGAGCGGCGGAUUCUACAAUGGCACAACGUCCCAGACGCCCUACGGAGUCCUCGCACCAUCCACCUACACAGCAAUGGGCGUUCCCGGUACAAGAGCACUAGGCCAACAGUGUAAAAAUGGACAGUCUCUAGCACAAACGCCUCCGUAUUUGAGCUCGUACGGGUCGGCAUUCGGUGGCGUCACGGCCAGCAGUUCGCCGUCGGCUCCGCCCGCCUACGCGUCGGCUUAUGGAUCGGCAUACAAUAGCGCCAGCGCCGCUCAAUCGUUCACCAACAGUCAGCAAGUUCCAACGGGACUGGAUUACGGGACGUACACGCCGUACGGCCAGGCCAGCAGUUACGCGUCGUAUUAUGGACAAAGUUAUGCUCCGUAUGGUAACGGUGGUGUCACUGGUACAACGUCGUUGCCCAGCCUAUCACCCACCGGACUACCAAACCUCGGCGUCCCUAACUCCACCAACGGGGUGACCAACAGCAACAACGUCUCUGCCUCCACAGCCAAUUUCACAUCGACGGGAUCUUACCAACAGUUGCCGCACGCCAGCUUAACAUCGGUUUCAUCUUCCCUUUCAGAAAGUCCGACGUAUCCCGUUGUGGAGACUAGCAGUCCACCACUGACGAUCAAAAGCGAUUCAACGCCAACCAACACAUCGCGGAGAAGUAAAGAAACGUCUACUGAAGGUGGAUCGCGAAGCGCACGGAAUCGGAACCGGAGAGCGCCAAACCCGUCGCCAGAUCCCGAAUCAAAUUUGGAUCGCGUUUUUGUCUGGGAUCUUGACGAGACCAUCAUUAUAUUCCACUCGUUAAUGACCGGCUCGUAUGCCUCCAGAUUCGGAAAGGAUGUUCCGGGCUCGAUUCAACUCGGAGUCGGCAUGGAGGAGCUGAUUUUCAACCUAUCCGAUACUCACUUCUUUUUCAACGAUUUAGAGGAAUGUGAUCAAGUCCAUAUCGACGACGUCUCCUCGGACGAUAACGGCCAAGACCUCAGUAAUUACAAUUUCCGGACGGACGGUUUCCAUGCUGCCGCCACCAAUGCCAGCCUGUGCCUGGCCACAGGCGUCCGCGGCGGAGUCGACUGGAUGAGGAAGCUUGCCUUCCGGUAUAGAGCCAUCAAAGAGAUUUACAACCGCUAUCGCAACAGCGUCGGAGGAUUGCUGUCGCCAGCCAAGAGGGAGCAAUGGAUCCAACUGCGGAUGGAAAUCGAGUCGCUGACGGACAAUUGGCUGACGCUGGUGACCAAAUGCCUCGAACUGAUCAAUUCCAGACCCAACUGUGUCAACGUGUUGGUGACGACAACGCAGCUGGUUCCAGCUUUGGCCAAAGUCGCACUCUACGGCCUGGGCGGUGUCUUCGCCAUCGAGAACAUCUACAGUGCCACUAAAAUCGGUAAAGAAAGCUGUUUCGAGCGCAUCGUUUCUCGGUUUGGACGAAAGUGUACCUAUGUCGUCGUCGGAGAUGGCCGUGACGAAGAGAGCGCUGCCAAGCAGUUGAAUUUCCCGUUUUGGCGAAUUUCAAGCCACCAGGAUAGCGCCGCCCUGUAUAACGCCCUAGAUAUGGGAUUCCUGUGAACAUUGCCACUCAACCAGAGGAAGAGACGAACGA